AUUUUCUAACCUUUAACUAAACAUUAACACAAACGAACAACCGACAAAAUAUGUUGAUAGCGACUGCCACUUUCUUCAUAAACUGUCUAUACCAUGGCUUUACUUCAGUUUAUUUUACGAUCUGUAUGUUGCAUGCAGUUUUGCCGUUCGGUCUCGAUGUUGGGAUCAUCGGUGUUGGUGCUUAUUACUUGACGAGACUGAAGAAAGCCCAGCAGAAUAAUGUGCUCAGUAUAUUCGGGCCGGAGCCCGGGAGCAAGGAAGGAGAGCUGCAUCCCGAAAAAGUGGUUCGAUGUAUUGCUCACAGAGGCGCUGGCUUGGAUGCUCCAGAAAAUACUCUGGAGGCCUUUAAAUACGUGGGUUCUUUACGAUUUGUCAUUAUUGUUAUUAGGAUUAGGUAAUUAUUGUUAUAACUUGAUUAAAAGCUCAGUUAAUAAGAUUUAGUUAAGAUUAACUCGGACCCCCUUUUUAAUAAACGAAAACUAAUUUUGGAUUAUUUCUGUCUCUGUCUCUGUGCAUCGAAUGACAAAUUUGAGUGACAUGAACAAAACACGACGUAACUAAUGUAAGCUUAUUCCUUGUUUAUUUAUAAGGGUGCUAAUGUAAACCAGAAUUGUGGGUGCAAACAUCUUUUGUUUUUAUUUGCGAUUUUCCAUGAUUCUUAAUUUAAAUUUGAACAUUAUUCUCUAACGAGAAAUAAAUGCCUGUGUGUGUAGACCGGGACUGCAAUUUUGUGGAAUUGGAUGUGAGGUCUUCGAAAGACGGUCAGUUGGUGUUGCUUCAUGACCAGGGCCUGGAACGGUUGGCCGGCUCUAACAUCGCAGAUGUGCGUGCGAUGGAUUGGGACGCUAUCAAGAGCAUCGAUGUCGGAGCUACACAUCCAAAUCGGCAUCACUUUAAAGAAGUACACCUGUGCUUGCUGGACGAAGCGCUAGACUAUCUGCUGGCCAACAAAGUGCGCAUGAUUAUUGAUAUCAAGGGCGAAGACAAGCAGGUUAUCAGCGGUAUCUUGAAGACUUUCUCUACGCGGCCGACUCUGUACCAGUACGCGGCUGUGACUUGCUUCAAUCCCAUAGUUUUAUACCAAAUACGCAAGAAAGAUCCCCAGAUAGUCGGUGCUAUAAGUUACAGGCCGUACUGCUUCAGUGCUCUCGAAUAUGAUGCGGAUAAUGGACCCAAUAAGCUGAGAUUCGGCCACAACCUAGCCGUGCACGCGGCUUUGCGCGGCGCAGAUUUCAUACAUUCUCUCCUGUGGCGUUGGAGCGCGCGCUGGUGUGGAGUUAGCGCCGUGUUAUUGCACAAGGAUAUCGUCAGCCCGAGUGAGGUACAGUACUGGCGCGAUUUGAACGUGCGAUGCGCCGGUUGGUGUGUAAACAGACCACUGGAGAAACUUUACUGGCGGGGUGUACUUCGAGCCCCCUACUUGGCCAACACUUUACUGGGCGAGCCCGAUAUGGACGAACAACAACGGAGCAAUUACGAGAAAUUCAAAGAGCUCGAUUAACGAAGAUAGAAGCUUUGUCUAUUGUAUAGAGGUUAGUUCAUACUUUCAUACACCAUUGUGCCAUGCGUGUGGGGUUACCAUCCUUCGAUUAUUUUUGUUAGAUCUAAUAUUUUGUAUUUACGUUGAAUUGGGAAUGUAUUGCUUAAUAAUUUAAGCUAAUAUUUCAAUUCUUGAAAAGAAAAAAAAUUAAACUGCGUGUGUGAUCAUUUGUCAUUCAUGUUUUUUUUGUUGAGGUUGUAGUUUGAUUAUUUCUUUGACAUCAUUUAAAUGCGAG
Molecule: messenger RNA, 1775 nt
Organism: Chilo suppressalis (striped riceborer)
Lineage: Eukaryota; Metazoa; Arthropoda; Insecta; Lepidoptera; Crambidae
Source: the annotation of a GenBank genome assembly